Molecule: messenger RNA, 1722 nt
Organism: Exophiala bonariae
Lineage: Eukaryota; Fungi; Ascomycota; Eurotiomycetes; Chaetothyriales; Herpotrichiellaceae
Exons: 1
Coding region: 1-1722 (573 amino acids)
Source: RefSeq, a predicted model, not a curated record
AUGACGAUAUUUACCCCUAAGCAGGGAGCUGCAUCCAACCACAACGUGGCGUCCAACCAUACUCAAAAACGCCGCGCAACAUCUUCGAGCCCUCCCCAAUCGAUGGAAAGCAAGAAAACAACAACCCUCGACGUUACUAGUCUCAACGCAGACCAGAAGCGGCCUAUCUGUGCGACAACAUUCGGCAUCGAAUUUGAGCUGAUACUCGCCUUUCACGAAGAUAUGUUGAAAACAACUCUGUCCGAUUACAACAUUGAAGCCAAAAUCCGGAAGACUUUUGAAUACGAAAAACACGCAGAACUACUUGGACAAUACGGAAAUCUAUUCCUUUCAAAUCACUCCCACAAUUUUGAUCGCCAGUACCCAUCAUGGGCCUUGCAAGUACCCAAGACGGACGCCAUCCUCGAAACAAACCACUAUCACCUGAAAUACCCCACCAGUCUCCAGAAAAGUGAUGUUCUUCGCCGAUACGUAAUGGAACCGCUCCUCAUCGCCAAACGCGGUCUUGACAUUAAUGCUUUACCCUGCAAUGCUGUCGGAUGGGCCCAAUCCAAUGGUCAAACCUCUGUCGAAGUCUACCCCAACCAACUUGAGAAUAUUUUGAUUCGAAAUACUUCUCUUGAUUACACCAAGUGGACGCUCACUAACGAUGACACGCUCAUUGGUGCUUUGAAGAGUCAGAUUACAUCAUAUCUAUCGAAAAAGAACAUAAAUAAAGACUCCUGGUCUUCUUGGGACAGCCACGGAAUCGAAUUGAUUUCGCCGAUAUUUACACUUACCAAAAAAGACGAAGCCUUGGAACAGAUCGGAAAGUAUCUCAAAGCCCUGGACAGCACUCAAUUGACAAUUCUCCCUUCGGUAUGGGCGAGUACUCAUGUUCAUAUUGGCUUCGAUUACAGCAGUGCAAGCCACAUUUCCACUCCUCUCUUUCAACAUCUCGCCUAUAUCCUUCUUUUACACGAGGAUCUGAUAUCGAAGUGCUUCCCUAAAAGCCGCUCUGGAAUCAUCGCCAAGGAACCAAAAACCCCCACAGAACCAAUCACACCAUUCGACUCAGAGGAUGCAACAGCGAAUGAUGAACAGCGUGUUCUUUCCAUGGAAGCAAAAUAUACUGGAAUCGAUAAUGUCGAAUCCAAUCUAGAACACUUCUGUGAUCAAACGGGCGUCGACCUGAACAGCACCGAGCAACAAGAUAACACAAUGGAGGACCACAUAUUCCAAGAGCAGUGCAGCAUUUUCAGCUUGAUCAGACUACUACAGAAGUGCGACCCACACAAGAGUCAAGAAUUUGGGGAGUGGGACGCUCCACGUUUCCGUGGAUACAUCUAUAAUUUCGCCAACCUCUGGGCAUUCGCGGAGGGUGGGACAAACGACAAGCCAGCGAAACCCACUGUUGAAUUCCGACAACACGACUGCACGACAGAACCUGGCGUCAUCAAACACUGGAUUAUCUUUCUUGAGGCUCUCAUAAGAGUCGCGGAGGAGAAAUCACUUGAAACGACAAAAUUUUACAGCAAGACGCAACUCGACAUGACCAAGCCAUAUUCUGCACAGCAGAGGGACAAAUAUCCGACUAGGGAGGGGAGCAGCUAUUCAUGGGCUUACGACAACAUGUAUCAAUUUUGUGCUCGGUUUUUGGGAUUGGAUAAGGAAGAGGCCACUUAUUGGCAAGGACGGUUUGAUCUACACAAGGACGAUAGACCAAUGAGGAACAGUGAAUGA